This is a messenger RNA of Gasterosteus aculeatus aculeatus (three-spined stickleback), 886 nucleotides long. The record is from RefSeq and is a predicted model, not a curated record. Lineage: Eukaryota; Metazoa; Chordata; Actinopteri; Perciformes; Gasterosteidae.
ACUUACAAUUAAAAACACUGUGGUUUUUUGUGUCUCUCUCAAGGGAGGAAGAAAACGAAGACGAUGGACAAGAUGAUGGAGAUGCAGAAGGUUGAAGAGGAAAGAAAGGCUUUGGAGGCCAAGCUGGACAUGGCGGAGGAGGAGAGGAACAAGGCCAGAGCAGAGCUGGAGAAGAGGGAGAAGGACCUACUUAAAGUCCAGCAGGAGCAUCACCUUCUGCUGGAUAAACUGGAAGAACGUCGCAGGAGAGCGGAGAAGCUGCGGAGGGAGCUGGAGGAGAAAGAGCAAGAGCGUCUGGACAUUGUAGAGAAGUCCACUAGUCUGCAGGAGGAGGCUCAAGGAAAGACCAAGGAGCUGGAGAAAGUGUGGACAAUGCUGAAGGCUGCCAAAUCAGAAAAAAGCAUGGAAUACACUGGCAACAAUAUCAGAAAACAGACCCCUGCCCCAGACAAAAAAGAAAAAGAUGCAUUUAAGGUGGAUCUGUCCCACGUCUAUCUGACCUGCACAGACAGAGAGCCUGUGCUAGUCAUCGAUGAAGCUCGAGAGUCCCAGAACUUCUAAAAGUGGCAAAAGUGGCCGACCCAAGAUCUCUUAUAAGGAGGACAUUUGCUGAAAGCAAGUCUUCAAAUAUUGCCACCGCGCCCUCAACCAUACAGUUCAUUUAGUGAUUGUGAUGAUCGGGGAUCAAAUAAAUGCUACGAUGGCACUUUGAUGUGUGCGUGUGUGCAUGUGUGUGUGUGUGUAUGUGCGCGCACCAGAAACUUGUGGUUGGUUGCCUGCAUCUUACGUGGAUAGUCAAAUUUGGAGCACUUACAAUUACAACCUUCUGUGAACUUGACUUACACAACGUCAUAUACUGCUUUGAUUAAACUGAAGAGCUAUUGUU